Molecule: messenger RNA, 357 nt
Organism: Cladophialophora immunda
Lineage: Eukaryota; Fungi; Ascomycota; Eurotiomycetes; Chaetothyriales; Herpotrichiellaceae
Exons: 1
Coding region: 1-357 (118 amino acids)
Source: RefSeq, a predicted model, not a curated record
AUGACUGCAGCUUACACGGUUGCCUCCGAGGAUGUUCUCGUCUUCGAGGCACAAAACAUGGGCGCAGUCUCCGUCAUUACUCCUGUUGCCGAUCAUGUGCUGUUGGCCGUGACGGGGCCCGAACCGAAGCACAAACAGGCGCCGCCAAAUGGUCUUGAAUCAUCCCAAGGGCACGAGCAGAUGGUCAAUGGAGCGGAAGAUCAUUCAGAAGACGAGGAAGGAGAAGAGAAUGACAACCAGGACGAGGAGGAUGGAGACACCCAAAAGAUUCGGGACGACCUUGAGGCUGUAAGCCAAGAGCUGGCCAGCAUGCUAAGGGAAGAGUUGGCUGUAAUGAAAUGGCCAGACGAUAUAUGA